Messenger RNA from Acyrthosiphon pisum (pea aphid), 1129 nucleotides. RefSeq lists its product as uncharacterized. The transcript is spliced from 4 exons. NCBI's taxonomy places the organism in Eukaryota, Metazoa, Arthropoda, Insecta, Hemiptera, Aphididae. The record is from RefSeq and is a predicted model, not a curated record. Bases 160 to 837 code for a protein of 225 amino acids.
UAGCCUUACCUACUACUUUUCCAGUUCACUUCCCGUCUUGUAUUUUUUUCAACCCCAUUCUGUGUUCAGAUAUUUAAAUUUUCUUACAACCGUUUGUUUAACUUACAUUAUUUUCUUCGUCUUCUCAAUUUUCCUGCAGUUACAAAAAGCAACACCAUAAUGAAUUCGAUAAUAGUAGCGACUAUUUGUGCUUUGUUCAUUACUUUCAGUGAAGCAGACAUCAAAGAAGGCAGUCUUCCGAAUAUUCCAGCACGUGUUACAGACAUUCCAUUGUUGGCUAACAUCAUAGAUGCGUGCUUGUUGAUGGGAAAGGCUAAUUAUUCAGUGAGCAGCAUGAGUUUGGAUUCACCACAGGUCGGUGGUUGUGUCCAUUUCAACGUAGAAAAAGCAUACAUGGAAAAAACAUUUAACUUGUGGCUUGGCAAUAGCAAGCAACAAUGCGGUCAGGAGGACUCAGGUAUGGAAGAAAUCAAUUUUUCCUGUGACGAAUAUCCCAAGACGUCGACGGUAAAUAACAAUGAUGGAACCAAGUUCGUACGUCUAUACGGCCAAGACGUCAACAAGACUGGUGUGGAAAGUAUCAGAUGUGCCUUGUUCGAGAAGGACGGAAUCAACAGCACAAUUUUCCGCCUAGCAGUGAGUGGUAACAAUUCUUGCUCUGGUUUGGCCGAGCUUUUCGAAGAAAAACUUUCAACGAUCCCCGAAGGAUCCAAUUUUCUACGGUUAACAAGAGACCCAGAACACCAGGAACACCAAUCAAGGGACAGACGUUCGGUGGCAAAUGCUACGUCCACAGUUCAAAACCAGGACUGGUCUACUGUGUGGAUGCUGGGUUGAUAGGUUUUAGUACCUAAACAAUUGAUAGGUUUUAUUACCUAAAAAAUUUUUUUUUCGAUUAUUAACAAUUUUUUUCUUUGUAAAUGGAAUUUCUUUCUUCCAUAAAUAAUAAAAUAAAUAAAUAAUUAUUACAAUAAAAACUUUCAUCAAAUAACCCAAUUGUGCAUUUUAUUUGUCUUGUAAUUGCCAGUAGGCAAACUAACAAAAUAUUUUAAUUUUCUGUAAAAUAAGUGUGCCAUGGAAAUAUUUCUUUUUUUUAUAACAAAAAAUAUAUUAGUUUUGCAUUAUUGGU